This is a messenger RNA of Heterotrigona itama, 2808 nucleotides long. The record is from the annotation of a GenBank genome assembly. Lineage: Eukaryota; Metazoa; Arthropoda; Insecta; Hymenoptera; Apidae.
AUGCUUACUGGUACAGACUUUAUCAAGACACUGAUAGCUAGAUAUGCUUCAACGUUUCCGUCGAAUAAUGUCAGUCGUGCAUUCGAAUGCAAUGGUUAAUUGUCACAUCAUUUUAAUCAUUCCUGUUUUUCCUUUUCCCUAGUUCCAUCUCUUUUUUUUUCUUAUUUCUUGUUUUUUUUUAAUAAUUCCGUCGUGAGUUUCGUCGCCCGAUAUCGUAGUGAGAGUGUAAAUUAAUUGAAAAAAAUACGCGAUUAAAAGACCUGAGAGGGAAAAAAGCAAACACACCGCAGAGCAUAAGAGCGGAUCGGGGACGUAAUCUCGCUUUAUCGAAAAAGUGGUGCGUUAGCCUCUCGGAUUCUGAACUGGUGGAUCUGUCUGAGCGUGGAUUGAAGAAAGAAGACUUUUUCAUGAAGAUUCAAACGCAGAUCAAUCUGCAAGAAGUCACCGAUCUUAUUCUACGGAAGAAUGAAUUCGACAGUUUUCUCGAUUGUUCUACGAACCUUGUGAGUCUGAGAACUCUGGACCUGUCGCAGAAUCAUCUCCAAAGGUUCUUCUUCCUCUGCAAGGACGAGUACAAUUUGCAAGUGUUAAACGUCAGUCACAAUAAGCUUGAAUACAUCGAUGACAAUGCCUUCAACGACCGAAUUCCGAAGCUCAAGAUACUCGAUCUCUCGUGGAAUAGACUAUCGAUCGUUAACGAGACUAUGCUCGAGCAUUUCAAAGUUUUGGAGUACCUUACGUUAGCCAACAAUCCGAUCAACAACGGAAUUCAUGAAAACGCUUUCUGGAACUUGAAGGCGCUGCGAUAUUUGAGUCUGAGCAACGUGUCGUCGUCGUAUUUCUCCUCCGAGUUUUUCAAAACGCUGACCAACUUAUCUACCCUAGAUUUGUCAGAAAAUCCCAUCGGUGCGAUUCCAUUGCUACCAGCCAAUCUGGAAGAGCUCGACUUGUCCAACACUCACGUGUCACGAUUGCGAGGCAUUUACUUACCCGGUUUGCGAGAAUUGAAACUGAACAACAUGAAAAAUUUGACGGAAUUAUUGCUCAAUGAGUUCGAAAAUUUGACCAGUCUAGAAACAUUAUCCACAGACGGGUCGAAGGCACUGACGUUUUUGAAAAUGAAUCCGUUUAACGAUCAUAUUUUGCCACGACUGCAACGACUCUCGGUGAGGGACUGCGGACUGAGAACUUUGUCGCCCAGCCUCGUGUCGAUAAUAAAGAGAACGCCGAUUUUGAACCUGGAGAACAAUCCUUGGCACUGCGACUGCAAAAUGCGGUGGCUAAGUGUGUCAAAUGCAACAAAGCUUGUCAGCCGACAAAUCAAGUGCAGAAGCCCAAAGCAACACGCGAACAAACAACUAAGCGAGAUACCAAGUUACGAGCUCGAAUGCGAUGACGAUGGAUCGAUGUUCCAUCCAGUGUUGUGGGCCUCGGUUUUUAUACUGGUCGUGGCAAUUACCAUGACCGUGGGCUUCUUCCUGCUGAGACGACCGCUCGGUCGCUGGGACAUCAGGCGGAAGAACCGGGACACGGUCACCUACACGAACGUCGACGAGUCGUCGAACGAUUUGGUGAGAAUUCUGGCGGUCAACGAACGAAACGAGGAGUGAAGCAAACGCGGAACAAAGGCGAAAGAACAAGAUUUCUAGAAAUGUAUUAACUUAGGAUAUAAACGAUACCGAGUUUCUCGACUUGUGGGAACAAAUGGGCUAAGUCUAGUUCCGUAACUAUGAAUCGUACCGAGUUUCGUACAAACUGACGUGUAGGAUGUUUCAUAAUUUCGAUGAUCGCAGAAAUAAAUCAAAAGUGUAGGAAACCUUUUGUUUCCAAAAGAUUCGACUUUGCCAUUGUGGCUGAUUGUGAGUAAUGCUGUAAUGAUUAAUUGUAAAAUACGUCUACUCAGUUUUCAAGUUUUCAGAGAAAUAAAAUCGGUGGCCAGUUUAUCUACAUAAAUGCAUACGCAUGAAGUUUCGUUCUUGCUUUAUUUUUGCGCAUCUUCUGUCUACUUGUACAAUACCAGAAGUUAAUCUAAUCCGCAGGAAGAUAUCAGUUCCGAGGCGUUGAAGUGUGAAUUCGUUGACGUUUUGAACUCUCUGCGCAGAUAUUGAUAUCACGGCGUGAAAGUUCGCGAACUAUCAUCGAUUAACCGUUUGUUUCUCGCUGUUCGAUGGAAAUUUCAUCGACCGUCGAACGCGCGUUCGGCGUCGCCAAUUUUGGAGCAUCCUGUACGGCUAAUUUUCUAUACACUUUCUAUAUACAGCGGCAAACACGAACCGGCGGUGGAAUUAACGAUGUCUUCAUAUAUAAAUAGAUUUAACGAGUAACAUUGUACAGCGGGUGGGCAUCAAUAGGCUUUUGUGCCGAGUUGCCACGCGUCGAAACGCGGAAAAACGAGCCAUAAAUACAGAAGGGCAGCGUAACAGCCCAGACUCUGGCGCAUCCCUUGAACAUCGAAACACCCGUAGCAACCUCGAGUGCUUGGGCAUCGUCUGGAGUGGCACGACCAACAAUGUGGGAACUUCUUUGUGAAUCGAAUAAAACGUCUUUUUGUCGGGGCACACAUAUCGUCGUGUUUUUCGAAACCCUUUACCACCGCACCUCUUCUCAUCGAUUUCGAAACGGAAUGCCCGCGGUACAAAAGAGAACGGAUACAAAGCAGUCGAUGGCUCAUUUCCUCUGAAAGAUCCGCGCGCUCUAUCACGAUUCCACGCAUCGACGAAUUCGCCUGUCUUCCUUUUCGUUCCAACAUUAAUUGAUAUUCUUCCCUUUACGACCAAUUCGAGCCGAAAAAUAUAUAUAUAUAUAUAU